AUGUCUUCGAACAACAACAACAACAACAACAACUCCUCUUCAGGCUCUGGGUCCGGCUCCGGCUCCAAUAGCAAUGGCGGCUACACCACUACCUCAAGCGGCACCAAUAGCCAAGGCAACCAUUACUGUUCGCGCGACUACGGCUCCAGCGCCAGCAACAGUAAUUCCUACCACUACUCCAACAACAACGGCUCUUACUACUACAGCAACCCGAACGGCAGCACCUACUACAACAACGGCGGUGGAUACUCCAAGUACACGCCCUCUUCCGGCGGCAAGUAG
Messenger RNA from Cyphellophora europaea CBS 101466, 282 nucleotides. RefSeq lists its product as uncharacterized. NCBI's taxonomy places the organism in Eukaryota, Fungi, Ascomycota, Eurotiomycetes, Chaetothyriales, Cyphellophoraceae. The transcript has a single exon. The record is from RefSeq and is a predicted model, not a curated record. The coding region runs from base 1 to 282 and encodes 93 amino acids.